AUGACGAUCACCAUCACUGUCGAGAAAGAUGGGUAUUAUGAGGUUAACGGCACCCGGCAAGAGCCCGUUGUCAAUCUCUAUAUCAUUCCCGCUGCAUCCAAGCUGCACCGCAUGCUCAAGGACACGAAAGACUUAAUUGUCUGUCCCGGUGUAUACGAUGGACUUUCUGCCCGAAUUGCCAUGGAGCUCGGUUUUAAGGGCCUCUACAUGACCGGUGCCGGCACGACUGCGUCCCGUCUCGGAAUGGCCGAUCUCGGUCUGGCCCAGCUUCAUGAUAUGAAAACGAACGCCGAGAUGAUCGCCAAUCUGGACCCUUUCGGCCCCCCACUGAUAGCUGACAUGGAUACGGGAUACGGAGGCCCGUUGAUGGUUUCCAAGGCAGUUCAGCAAUACAUCCAGGCCGGCGUCGCUGGGUUUCAUAUUGAGGACCAGAUCCAGAACAAGCGCUGCGGCCAUUUGGCCGGCAAGAAGGUGGUCAGCCUAGAUGAGUACCUGACACGAAUCCGGGCUGCCAAGUUGACGAAGGACCGACUGCAUUCGGAUAUCGUUCUUAUUGCGCGCACAGAUGCGCUUCAGCAACAUGGCUACGAUGAAUGCAUCUGCCGCUUAAAGGCUGCGAGAGACAUGGGCGCCGACGUCGGUCUCCUCGAGGGCUUUACCUCGAAGGAACAGGCUCGUCAGGCCGUCCAGGAUCUGGCACCCUGGCCUCUCCUGCUCAACAUGGUCGAAAAUGGAGCCAGUCCGCUGAUCACGACCAAGGAGGCGGAAGAGAUGGGCUUUCGCAUCAUGAUCUUCUCUUUCGCAUCGAUUGCCCCGGCUUACCUGGGUAUUCGCUCUGCCCUGCAGCGUCUGAAGACGGAGGGGGUAGUGGGAACUCCGGAAGGAUUGGGUCCUCGGAAGAUCUUCGAGGUCUGCGGACUGAUGGACUCGAUGAAGAUUGAUACGGAAGCUGGAGGGGAUGGGUUUGCCAAUGGUGUCUAA
Penicillium argentinense is the source of this 981-nucleotide messenger RNA. Its product is annotated as isocitrate lyase/PEP mutase family protein. Lineage: Eukaryota; Fungi; Ascomycota; Eurotiomycetes; Eurotiales; Aspergillaceae. The record is from RefSeq and is a predicted model, not a curated record. Bases 1 to 981 code for a protein of 326 amino acids. Gene Ontology annotation, molecular function: catalytic activity. The transcript has 3 exons.